AUGAAGAAGCGCUACGUGGUGCUGGUCCUGGCGGCCAUCGUGCUGAUCCUGGUCAUCAUCAGCCUGAGCCUCUGGCUGCCCGCCGCCUCCCAGCCGCCCAGCCACGUGUACCCCAGGGCCGCCGUGGCCGCGGACGCCCAGCCCUGCUCGGAGAUCGGGAGGGACGCGCUGCGGGAGGGAGGCUCAGCGGUGGACGCCGCCAUCGCGGCGCUGCUGUGCGUGGGGCUCGUGAACGCCCACAGCAUGGGCAUCGGCGGCGGCCUGUUCCUCACCGUCUACGACAGCGCCACCCGGAAGGCCGAGGUCAUCAACGCCCGGGAGGUAGCCCCGGCGAAGGCAUGGGCCGGCAUGUUCAGCAGCCCGGAGCAGGCGCAGGCAGGGGGGCUGUCGGUGGCCGUCCCCGGCGAGAUCCGCGGCUACGAGCUGGCGCACCGGCGGCACGGCCGGCUGCCCUGGGCCCGCCUCUUCCAGCCCAGCAUCCAGCUGGCCCGCCGCGGCUUCCGCGUGGGCAAGGGCCUGGCGGCCGCCCUGCAGAGGAGCCGGGCCGCCAUUGAGCGGGACCCCGCCCUGUGGUACGUGUUCUGCCGGGCCGGCCGGGUGCUGCGGGAGGGGGACACGGUGGCCAUGCCCCGGCUGGCCGACACCUACGCCACGCUGGCCGCCGAGGGCCCCGGCGCCUUCUACAACGGGAGCCUCACCGCCCAGAUCGUGCGGGACGUCCAGGCGGCCGGGGGCAUCCUGACCGCCCAGGACCUGAACGACUACCGGGCGGAGCUGAUCGAGCAGCCGCUGAGCAUCCGCCUGGGGGACCGGCGGCUCUACGUGCCCAGCGCCCCCCUCAGCGGGCCCGUGCUGGCCCUCAUCCUCAACAUUCUCAAGGGGUACAACUUCUCGCCGGCGAGCGUGGCGACGCCCGAGCAGAAGGGCCUGACCUACCACCGCAUCGUGGAGGCCUUCCGCUUCGCCUUCGCCAAGAGGACGCUGCUCGGGGACCCCAAGUUUGUGGACGUGACCGAGGUGGUCAGGAACAUGAGCUCCGAGCUCUUCGCGGCCCAGCUGCGCGGCCGCAUCUCCGACCGCAGCACCCAGCCGGCCGCCUACUACCAGCCUGACUUCUACAGCCCGGACGACGGCGGCACCGCCCACCUGUCCGUGGUGGCCGAGGACGGCAGCGCCGUGGCCGCCACCAGCACCAUCAACCUCUACUUCGGGUCCAAGGUGCUGUCCCCGGUCAGCGGGAUCCUGUUCAACGAUGAGAUGGACGACUUCAGCUCCCCCAACAUCACCAACCAGUUCGGGGUGCCCCCCUCGCCCGCCAACUUCAUCCAGCCCGGGAAGCAGCCGCUCUCCUCCAUGUGCCCCGCCAUAGUGGUGGACCCGGACGGCCGCGUCAGCCUGGUGGUGGGCGCCUCUGGGGGCACACAGAUCACCACGGCCACCGCGCUGGCCAUCAUCUACAACCUAUGGUUCGGCUACGACGUGAAGAGGGCAGUGGAGGAGCCCCGGCUGCACAACCAGCUGCUGCCCAACACCACCACGCUGGAGCGCGGCAUGGACCCGGCGGUGACCGCGGGCCUGCAGAGCCGGCACCACCACACCCAGGAGGUGUCCACCUUCAUCGCUGUGGUGCAGGCCAUCGCCCGCACGGAUGCUGGCUGGGCGGCCGCCUCGGACUCCAGGAAGGGCGGGGAGCCGGCGGGCUACUGA
This is a messenger RNA of Pipistrellus nathusii (Nathusius's pipistrelle), 1707 nucleotides long. Lineage: Eukaryota; Metazoa; Chordata; Mammalia; Chiroptera; Vespertilionidae. The record is from the annotation of a GenBank genome assembly.